CUCUCUCUCUCUUAAAGAAUCGUGCAAAACAGAAAACGUCUCAAAACUCGUGGCAGCCGCAGAUCGGAUCCAAAAGGAUCAGAUCAAAAUAUCCAUUCAUCAACAAGCUGGACCUGUCGGCGCUGAGGGAACAGGAGCAGGAUCUGUGCUCAUGUGUGUUUCAUCAGAGGAGACGGUUUAUGAGACAACAUGUCAACGCGUCCCAGCAGGUCCAGAUCUGACUUGGCACCUUGGUGGGACACUGGGUUCCUCAUGGAGCUCUGCAGGUUUGUACAGAUGGAUCUCUGGCCUUCAUCUGGGGCAUCAUGAUGUCACUUCAUGUGAGGAGCUCCCUUCAGACUUUUAAACUUUACAGAAAAACCUUUACAACACACGAGAGUCAAGAAAGACAGUAAAACAUCUUAUGUCUCCUUUACAUUAGAAUCCACUGAGGUGACGCGUGUUCUCUGAGCCUCAUUAAGACGUUUACAUCAUAGCACCUCAGCAGAUAGUGAUAUCCAGGCCUGACCCUCUGGCCUGAGACCAUCUUUGUCUCGUCGGCAUGUGCAGAUCCACGUCCCGUGACUCGCUCCCGGGCUAAAUAUACUCGUCCCUCUGCGAAGGUCACGUUUCGUCAUGCGGAGCAACAAGUUCUCAACGAGGUGCCAGCGAGGCGUGGAAGGCUUUAUGACCUGCAGCCUCUCACACACGAGGCGUCAGAGGAUGAAGUCGCUGCUCGUGACUGAUUAGCUUCAGGUUGAAGGAGUUCGAUGGAGAUAAAAGCUGCUGCAGCUCAGGAUGAUGUCGAUCCAGUGACCGGCUCCUGAAGCUAGGACUUUACAUUGUGACCUGUGCUGAAGGCUUCCUGACACAUCCGGUAGAGAUGGGUAACGGAAUAAACAAGGUUCUGCCGAAUCUCUACCUGGGAAAUAUCAAAGAUGCUCGAGACAAGGAGCUGCUGGCUCAGCACAACAUCAGACACAUCUUGUCCAUCCACGACACAGCUGCACCCGUCCUGGAGGACAUGAGGUACCUGUGUAUAUCUGCUGCUGAUCACUCCAAGCAAGACCUGACUCAGUACUUCAGAGACAGCAUCACCUUCAUCCACGAGUCUCGCCUGAAGGGAGAAGGCUGCCUGGUUCACUGCGUGGCGGGCGUGUCCCGCAGCGUGACCCUGGUGGUGGCCUACGUCAUGACGGUGACGGGCCGCGGCUGGGUGGAGGCGCUGGCGGCGGUGAGGGCGGCCCGGCCCUGUGCGGGGCCCAACCUGGGCUUCCUGAAGCAGCUGGAGGAGUUUGAAAACAUGGAGCUGAAAGAAUACCGGGCGUCGUGGAAGGAGCGGUACGGGAAUCAAACCUUCAACGACGAGGAGGAGCUCGCCGCUCUUCUAACCCGGAAGUCCACCUGCAGCAGCAGCGACACCAUAACGACCAGCAUCACUCCGGCGGCGGCCACAAGUCGAACCUGA
Molecule: messenger RNA, 1447 nt
Organism: Pleuronectes platessa (European plaice)
Lineage: Eukaryota; Metazoa; Chordata; Actinopteri; Pleuronectiformes; Pleuronectidae
Product: dual specificity protein phosphatase 22-B
Exons: 8
Coding region: 863-1447 (194 amino acids)
Biological process (GO): protein dephosphorylation; positive regulation of JNK cascade; transforming growth factor beta receptor signaling pathway
Cellular component (GO): cytosol
Molecular function (GO): protein tyrosine/serine/threonine phosphatase activity
Source: RefSeq, a predicted model, not a curated record